Soboliphyme baturini is the source of this 438-nucleotide messenger RNA. The record is from the annotation of a GenBank genome assembly. Lineage: Eukaryota; Metazoa; Nematoda; Enoplea; Dioctophymatida; Soboliphymatidae.
AUGCCACCCGUCGCGAUACCUAUGGAUGUGACCCAGUCGGUCGAUGUUGAACCACAAACAGCAGAGUCAAAAAGUGGCAAGCCGAUCGUUGGCAUUAUUUAUCCGCCGCCGGAAAUUAGAAAUAUUGUUGACAAAACCGCCAGUUUUGUGGCUAGGAAUGGAGGUGAAUUCGAAACUCGCAUUCGACAGCAUGAAAUCAACAACCCGAAGUUCAAUUUUUUGAACUCUAAUGACCCGUACCACACAUAUUACCAGCACAAGGUGCGUGAAUUUGUCGAGGGAAAGGCGGUAGAGUGCUCGAUUCCGCGGCCUGCGGCUCCUGUGGCUCCUCAGAAAGUUCAAGAGGCCGUGAAAGCGUCUGAAUUUAUUCCAAAAGAGCCGCCUCAGGAAUUCGAAUUCGUGGCAGAUCCGGCUACCAUAAACGCGUUUGACCUGUAA